Messenger RNA from Micropterus dolomieu (smallmouth bass), 1206 nucleotides. Its product is annotated as GRB2-associated-binding protein 1-like. The annotation marks the transcript as partial. NCBI's taxonomy places the organism in Eukaryota, Metazoa, Chordata, Actinopteri, Centrarchiformes, Centrarchidae. The record is from RefSeq and is a predicted model, not a curated record. The transcript has 4 exons.
GCAUGGAAGAGGCGUUGGUUCGUGUUGCGAAGCGGUCGGCUGACUGGUGAGCCAGAUGUCCUGCAAUACUACAAGAACCAGCAGUCCCGCCGGCCAAUCAGAACUAUUAAUCUGAACUUAUGUGAACAGGUGGAUGCUGGCCUGACAUUCACAAAGAAGGAGCUGGAGAGCAGCUUUGUGUUCGACCUGAGGACGGAGGAGAGGACCUGGUACCUGGUGGCUGAGUCUGAAGAGGACAUGAACCGCUGGGUGUCCUCCAUCUGCCUGCUCUGUGGCUUCAACCCGACCGAUGACGUUCCACAGAGACCUCCUGUCUCUGGCUCGUCCUCCACUACAGCGUCCACCCCAACCAGAGGCAAUGCCGCCAUAACAGGGUCAGUCCAACCCCCAUAUGAUGCGGUGAGUGUGGAAAGCCUGGGGAAUGAUGGCGCUGCAGAAGAUUACCUGUGGUUGUCACACUGCCAGAGUCACAUCAGACCUCCUUCAGGUUCCUCCACCUCUCUUGAAACCGACUACAACGACAACCUCUACCCUCCUCCCUCUUACACGUCCUCCUCUUCUUCUUCUUCCUCCUCUCCUUCCCUCCUUCCCAACGGCCUCCCAAAUCCGUCUUCCUCCUCUUCCUCCAUCUAUAGGACAGCCCUGUGGACAGUUGCCACCAUGACAAGCCCUUUAAGCCAGUCUCUGGAUGCCAGCAUGACCUCUGACCUCCAGAAACGAGCUGGCAGAGCUCGUUGUCACCCAUCUCCUCAUCCCAGGAAGCACUCCCUGGAUUUCCACCUACGGCCUGUGGAGAUAUCUCUGAGUGAUGAGACACACUCCACCGUGCAGCCAAAUACGCACUCACACACCACUAGUGCUUACCAAAUCCCCCGCCCAGCAACAGCCGUGCAACCACGACCCACUCGCCGCCCAUCCUCUACCCCCAGUGUGGACUCCCUAACCCAGGCGGAGCUCCACGCCCCCACCAGGACUCCUCCUCCACGCCCGCCGAAGCCCCCAAAUAUCGCAGCCCAGGGAGAGAGCUCGCCCAUGGGCAUGCUCCCUCGAUCCAGCUCAGAGUCAGAGAGGAGGGACGGAUGUGUGGAGGGACGGGGAGGAGGUAUGCCGAGGAGUAACACUGUCACUGCGCCAGGACGCACACAGACAGGUAAGAAGUGAACAGUCUGUCCUGACUUAAUUAACAGCCUGGUUUUAAAAUAUAUU